Monomorium pharaonis (pharaoh ant) is the source of this 7272-nucleotide messenger RNA. RefSeq lists its product as uncharacterized. Gene Ontology annotation, biological process: protein N-linked glycosylation. Bases 229 to 4566 code for a protein of 1445 amino acids. Gene Ontology annotation, molecular function: dolichyl pyrophosphate Glc1Man9GlcNAc2 alpha-1,3-glucosyltransferase activity. The transcript is spliced from 16 exons. The record is from RefSeq and is a predicted model, not a curated record. Gene Ontology annotation, cellular component: endoplasmic reticulum membrane. NCBI's taxonomy places the organism in Eukaryota, Metazoa, Arthropoda, Insecta, Hymenoptera, Formicidae.
CUGAAGCUCUGAACGAGAUGUACGGCCCUUCGUAAAGCCGGUGACAAUUCAGGAACGACCAUGGUUCGACCAGGUUUGACAGAUCUGUCCAGAUCGUAGACGUGACUGAUGUGACAUCCGCGACAUUUUUCGCCAAAUGUCUGUUACUUCAAACUGCUAUCAUAGUUGCGGAAUGCAUCGAGACUUAUCGCGACUUAAUUGAUGCCAAUAAACAACAGUUGAGUUAAUAUGCCAAUUGACAAAAAGGAUAUUUUAACAGAAGCUGAAGUGAACCAGGAUGGAAAAGUCUCUUCUUCCUCAUCCUCUUUUUCUGUCCUUUGGAGGAUAGACAGCACGCUAUUGAAGACAUUCCUUCUGGUCACUUGUAUUAAGAUUCUUCUAAUUCCUACCUACCACUCCACUGAUUUUGAGGUACAUCGCAAUUGGCUAGCCAUCACACACAGUUUACCUGUUACAGAAUGGUAUAUAAAUGCACAGUCUUCCUGGACUCUCGAUUAUCCGCCUUUAUUUGCAUGGUUUGAAUACUGUCUCAGCCAAGUGGCUGCACUCUUCGACCCAGAGAUGCUCAAGGUAGAGAAUUUGAAUUAUGCUUCGCCAGCCACUGUAUAUUUCCAAAGAGGCACCGUUAUAUUUACCGACCUAAUAUUUGCAUUUGGGGUACAAGAAAUGAGUAGGACAUUUUGCAAAUCUUUGAACAGCCACGUAGUUUUCAUAUUUCUAUCGUUAUGCAAUGUAGGACUACUGAUAGUUGACCAUAUACAUUUCCAGUACAAUGGUUUCUUGCUUGGUGUUCUGUUGAUGUCGAUGGCGAAUGUCUCAAAGACUGAGGAGCAGAUGUCAGUAUUGCUAGGUGCUACAUGGUUCGCUAUUUUACUCAAUUUAAAACAUCUAUAUGUGUACGUGGCCCCAGCGUAUAUUGUCUGGCUAUUAAAAUCCUAUUGUCUGAACAGUGGAAAUUUUUUAAAGCGAUUAUUUAGUUUGGGACUUGUUGUUCUGACUAUUCUAGCAGUAUCCUUUGGUCCAUUUAGAGUUCAGUUACCACAGGUAAUUUCACGUUUAUUUCCAUUUAAAAGAGGUUUAGUACAUUCAUACUGGGCUGCGAAUGGUUGGGCUCUGUAUAUUGGCACAGAGAAAGUACUGUCUGUGAUAUGGAAACGCCUGGGAUGGUUGAGAGAUGUUAAAUCUGCAGUAAUGACGGGUGGUCUGGUGCAAGAGCAAAACUUCCUUAUAUUACCCACUCCAACUCCUAUUAUUACAUUUCUUCUGACUUUCGCGGCAAUGUUUCCUGCGUUAUGGUAUCUACUGUGUAAGAGAUCCCAUAACUCAAAGGACUUUGUUAGGUGCAUCGUACUAUGCGCUUUAAGUUCAUUCAUGUUUGGCUGGCAUGUGCACGAGAAAGCCAUAUUAACCGCAAUUGUCCCUUUGUGCGUUCUCGCAGCGAUAUAUGCAGAAGACGCACGUAUAUUUAUUAUUUUAAGCAGUGCUGGACAAACCGCUCUCUUGCCACUGCUGUAUCCCGAUAAUUUAUCUCUGUUAAAAUUACUGUUGUCGUUAACGUACAUACUUUUGUCGAUUUUAGUCCUGACUAAUCAGCACGGCAGACAUUUGUUGCGAUUACACGAAUGGCUGUACGUAAUAUCACUACCGUUAGUUACAAUCUACGAAGUAAUGUUGCACAAAUUGUUACUCGGCGACAAACUGCCGUUUUUACCAUUAGCAUUUACUUCUAUAUACUGUGCCAUUGGUGUAACUUACUGUUGGAUACUGUAUUAUUACACGUAUCUGCAGAAUGACACUGUCAUUUGUGUCAAUGAUGGAACAACAGAAGGUAAAUUAAAUCAUCAAAAUUUAAAAGCUAAAUCUCAACUACCAUUUCAAAUGUUAAGUGCCUCAAAAUCACCAAGCAGUUCAGACAACGUUUCUAACAAGAAGAAGAGGAAGAUAGUUUCGCCUUCGAUAGAAUCUAAGAAGUCUAAGGUGAUAAAACUUGCAACAAAAGAGAAUUUAGUUAGAAGUACACCUGAAAAGGAGAAAGAAGACACGACCGAGAGAAAGCUUAAUAGUAGCAAUGAGAGUGUUGAAAUAAUAUCAGAUGAGAAGAAAGAUCUAGAACAAAGUGAUCAACAAAAAAUCAGGAAAAGUCUGGAUAGUACACCUAAAAGGAAAAGUGUAGGAAAAAAUAAGAAACUAGACAGAUCUCAACAAAAACCUGGUGCCUUAACUAAGUUUCUUAAGAAGACAGACAGGGAAAUUGAAGAAAGUGAUAUUAGGCAUGACAAUAAUUUAUCUGAAUUAAAAAUUAAGGAUUGUCAAGAUAUAUCUGUACAUAAGAAAGAAAAUGAAAUCUUUGAAUCAGAAAUUGAUAAGAGUUCAGAUGGACAGUUUAUUCAAUCUGAAUUGCAAAAUAAGCAAGAUAAGCAUGUGAAUGAAAUAGAUGAUUGUGUUGCUAAUAAGGAUGCUGCUGAUUGUUCUCUUCCAGAAUCAGACUGUGAUAUUACAAUUUUAUCUUCAGAUAACGAGGCUUCAAAGGAAGAGAAAGCAAAUCGGCGAAGAGAAAGAGAAGAGAAACAGAAGGAAAAAGAAGAAAAAGAGAGAAUAGAAAAAGAACAAAAAAGAAAGGAAAAGGAAUUGAAGGAACUUAGGAAACAAAUGGAAAUCGAACAAAAACAGAAAGAGAAAGAGGCGAAAGAAGAAGAACGGAAAAAACGAGAAGAAGAGAAAAGGAAGAAAGAAGAGGAACGACUGGAAGCUGAACGUAAAAAGCAGAAAGCUGCCUCGAAUUUUGCUAGCUUUUUCGUUCCUAAAAAACAGGAAGUUAAAUCAGCGGAUGGAGAGAAUAUUGAAGUAAAAAAUUUCAUGCCUUUUGAAAUAAAGGCUGACAUGAGAGUUGCGCCGAUUUGUCGAAGAAAACUGAAUGAACACGAUAAAUUAUUGUUAGAUGAUAUGUGCAACAUAGAUUUAGAUAAAACCGAAUUAUAUCUAGAAAAUAUUAAAAGAGGAAGAAUCAUGCCGCGUACUUCUUGUAAAACGUGGCCACUCGAAGCAAAGGACGAUGACGUCAUACUAUUAGACGAAGACAAUGAUGGCAGUUCCAACAUAAUAACGAAUACGCAUAAUUUGGAGAAGCACCGACCGAAAUUAUUACAAUUCAGUGAGAACCGUCGUCCUCCAUACUGGGGUACUUGGCAGAAACGAAGUAGCAUUUUGAAUCCUCGGCGACCGUUCACAAAAGAUAAGAAAUGGUUCGAUUAUGAAGUUGAUUCCGAUGACGAAUGGGAAGAAGAAGAACCUGGCGAAUCUCUCAAGGGAUCAGAUGAUGAAAAGGAUGAGGAAAAUCCAGAAGAAAAUGAAUACGACGUUGACAACGAAUUUAUGGUUCCUCACGGUUAUCUCUCCGAUGAAGAAGCCCAAGCUGACGAAGAAGAAAUGGAGGAUAUGUCACCACAAACACAGAAAAUGAAAUUAAAAAUAUUAGGAGAACAAUUUGAAGCCGAAAGAAACGCGAAAACAUAUAGACUUAAGCCAAAAAUAAUUGGAUGCAUCUGGCAAGGAUCUGACAAUUCAUUUCCGGAAUCUGUUCCCCCGAAGGUCAAAGAAUUCUUGUUAGCACGACAAGCUUGGGUCAACAAUAUACCAAUAAUAUUUCCGUCGACAUUACGGGAAGAGAAUAGUUCGGUUAAUGCUGAUUGCAAGACACCUACUCAUCAACAAUCCGUAAGAGGUGCGAAAAAGACCAAGUUUCCUGACGAGGCUUUGCCCGAUCUGAUUCGAUUAGUACAUGGGAAUAGGUAUGGCAGACAUGGUCUUAUGAGAGAGUUUAUGACAUUCUGGAGUAAAAAAAGCGGGAGCCAAUUGUCAAAGGUUAGCAUAUUGUCAAAGAUCAAUGAAAUCGCUGAUAGAAUAGCGUGUCCCGAAGAGGGACCGAUGCAUCUUAAAUCCUGCUGGUAUGUCCCGAAAGAUAUCCGAAAGCAGUAUUUCCCCGAUGUUGAACUGUCGUUACCGAAUUGUUGGGAAUAUAUUUUAACGCCGAAAAGUCGGAAAAUUGACACUGAAAACAUUGUAGUCGAUAAGACUAUGGAGAAAGAGAAAGAGGAAAAAGAUAAAGAAAAAGAGAAGAAACACAUAUCACUUAUUACUCAGUUCACUAAAAAAAUUACACAGGAGGAGAUGCAGAAACAACUGGCGAAAUCUGAUCAAGAAGAGAUGAAGAAAAAGUCAAUAGCGACACCUGAUCUAAAGGAGAUGAAGAAACAAUUGACAGCGAAAUCGGAUCAAGAGGAGACGAAGAAACAAAUGGCAACAAAACCCGACCAGGAAGAGACCAAGAAACAAUUGGCAUCGAAAUCCAAGGUUUCCGUUUUACCGAAAUUACCUCCGUUACAAAGACCUCCUAAACGAGCGACUUUAAUCUCCGUAGGUAGGGGGGAACAAUUUCCGGAAAGCUCUCGACAGAAUAUGUUAGCCAAAUUCGUUGGUCUUGAUAAGAAGAAGAAAGAGCAACCAUUGAGUAACAAAACAAAGGUUGAUUCAGACGAAGUUAUAUUCGUAGAAAGUAAUGAUGAAUAAAACGAAUUGAGAGAGAGAGAGAGAGAGAGAGAGAGAGAGAGAGAGAGAGAGAGAAAGUUAAAAUCAAGGAACGAGCCGUAAAAUUUUUUCGAUAAAUAGCGAGAAAGAAACUUCGAAAGCAAAUAUAAUUGUCGACGAUUGUCAUAUAGAAUUAUAUCAAACGAUUGAUUUGAAAAAUAAAGUGGAAAUGGUGAAAAAAUAAUAGAUAACUAGAUAAAUUAUAUAAACAAUUGCAAGCAAAGAAUAUUACAACUGUAUAGAAUAAUUCGAUUAAGAACAGCACAAAAUAUGAAUAGAAAAUGAAAAACAUUAUGUUCUGUUCACGUUAAUGCGUUCCAUUUAUCAUUCUAUGCAGAAAGGCGUCUAAUUGAUUAUUGAUGUAUUAAUGAUAUACAAUGAAUUAAUUAAUUAAUACUCUUUUACAAGUGUACAAAGCUUUAACAAAUAGUUUUUAUUAUUAACGUUUCGUAAUUGAACAUCACGCAGUUAUUUUGUAAAAUAAAAUGUUUAUCAUAAAAUAGUAUAAAAAUAGACAUAAUAUUUUGAAAUAAUAAUCUUAUAUUAUAAAUGCAUUAAGUAUUCUACGUAGACAAUAUUUUAACCACAUGAAUAUUCCAUUAAUUAAAUGAAAUGCUUUUCAUUAACAAAUUUAAUUUCUGUAGGAACAAUAAUCAAUCGUUGAAAAUUUAUAAGUUUUAAAACGGUUUCAAAUAUUCAUAAACUGAUAUUAAGGAAAGGUAAGGACUACAUACUAAGAUAAGGACUUACCUAUCUAUAGUCCCAUACAGUAUAUUUUAUUGUCGUAUAUUUUACUUGUUUCGUAAAAAUAACAGUUUUAAUCGUAUCACACGAUAACUGUCAAAUAAUUGUAAAUGGAUUUAAUAGCCUUAUGUAAAACACACAUAAGUGCCUUUAUUCAAUUUGAUAUGUAACUCUAUUCUUGUAAUUAGCUACAAAAUUUCCAAAAAGAAGAAAUUUUAGAAAUAUACAUAGACUGCAGCUGAAAGGUGACUCGUUUCCUUUCUAAUUCAUACUGCACACAGUCGAUAACAUAUAACUAUUUUAGAUCAAAUACUGUUUGUCUAAAUUUUAAAGAAUGUAUAUUCUUUAAAAAUACGCAACUCAGGAUAUCCGUUUCAAUUAUAGAAUUAAGCUAGUGCUGAAGUAUUCGUAACAGUCGCUAUUUUGCUUCGAAAAUUGCAGUCAAAGGCCGCAAAAGUUUCGUAUUUAAUAAACUUGAAUGCCAUAUUGUAGAUGCCUGUAAACGAUAUUGAAAUGACACGAGUUCCGUGCAUAGAAAUAUCUUAUAUUUUACGAAAGCUUUGUUACGUGAGUUAAUCCGUUUUUACUAAAUAAAAUAUAUUUUAUAUCAAUCGAAGAAAACUUAUUCUCUCUUUUUACUACCGCAUAGUGAAACGGGUUCACUCGCGGCUUUUACCCAGGAGUUUAUUUUACAAAAUGAGAGAGAAUACUGUUGUCGUAAAUACCAGACCCAUCUCGGAGUAAUCUGCAGUCGCCCUUACCGGUGUUUGCCAGAGUGUAUCUUCUUUUUUUCUCUUGAAACGGUUUGAAGGCUUCAAUUGACAAAUCUGAAAUCGGAUAGGCGCCGCUGCCGUCGCGGAGAAAUCCGUUUUUGGAUGCACCUCGAGGAAAGAUUCCCUCGCGAUUCCGCUCGCGGGGAGAAAGGGAAAAAAAGAGGUAACGCCAUUCGGGGAGGAAGUUUUACAGUCGGUAGUUCGGGGGGCCCUUCGUACCUUCGGGGUGUACCGGUCGACUGCGGCAUAUGGCCGGAAUAACGAAAGGGCGCUCGUGAUUGCGGUAAUUAUCGAGUCACGUUACGAGAUCCGUGCCGUUAAAAUCUGCAGAAAACUGCGAGAGAGGCUGCGGAUGGGCACAAGGGGACCGUGCGUAACUCUCGGAAGAGAGAAAAAGUUUUAUAUGUGAAUUACGCUAAUUUGCGUGAUUGCUUCGUGGCGGCACACGGAGAGACGCCCCGGGGCUCGCGAUGCAGUUGCUGCGAUUUGCCUGAAAAACGUUAUCGUAGGAUGAUGACGUGUUAUAAAUACCAAUGAAACAGUGCGCGAGUCUCGAUUACUAGACCGCAAAUGUGGGUAAAUAAGAACGUUUGAUGAUUCAAGAACGACGAAGAGAGAAAUGCAAAUUUAACGCAGCCAUUAUUAUGAAAUUGAUUAAACAAUAAUAUUUUUGCAAAAAUUGAUCUUUAUCUUAACAUUUGAUUUCUGAAAUUUCUACGCGUUUUGAACGGAUUAAUUCCUCACAUAUAAUAGUUACAUACUUAAAAGAAGAUGAAGUCUAUAGAGAGAAUUGCAAAUGCAAGCGUCAGUAUGGUGAACGGAAGGCAACUUGUAAAGAAGACGCAACAUUUUGCCUUUCGGAACUGAGGUUUACAAUAUUAACGGUGCAUUCGAGAGGACCAUCGCCGGAGAGCAUUGUUUAGCGCGGUGCAACGAUCGUAUAUUUAUCUACUGUAUGUGCAACAAAAUUACCGUCCGCCAUGUAAAACGAUCUCCGGCGAGAGUACACGGCGUAAUCAUCGGGUUAAUUAAAAUUACAACUAUUUCCAUUCCCGCGGGAUAUCAACGUAGCCACGGCAGUAUUACCUCGCUCAAGUGCGGUACGCGCAUUGCUCACUCACGCGUGAGUAACAUCCGUUAUUUAUUUGACAAAAUGAAGAAAAAAAAAAAA